UGGGUUGCACCUGUUUCUUUUUUUUAAAUUUAUGUUUAUCCAUAUGUUUUUUCUUAUUCAUAUUGUGCACCUCAGGUUGUCCUGAUUUGGAAUACGUUUGAUAGUGUAUGGAGCUUCUCAUUUUUAGCUUGGCAUCAAAUUGGCCCUUAAAAGGUCCCUAACCACGACCUUCUCGAAAUUCAUUUUGGCCACAUUGUCAGUUUCACGAACCUGUCAUAUUCUACUACAAAAAAUGUACUAUUCUAGAGCUUAUAAUAUUUAACUCGAGGUAUGUACCUAUUUGGUUUUUUACCCGAGUCUUAUAUUUGCCGUAAAUAAAAAAAAUAUUGAAAUACUCCUGCAUGCAUACAUAUAAAUCGAAAAGCAAUUUUAGCCAUUGCGUUUUUUUUAAGUAAUACCUUAUAAUAACUCAUAUCUUUAAAUUAAUAAAGAAAACAUUGAAUUGCACUGGGUGCACUUGUUUUAAAAGCAUCCCAACCUAACCAAAAUCAGUAAUGACGAUGCGAUGGAAAAUAAAGUAAUGUACAAUUGGUAAUUUAGUAUGAUUGUUGCGGAAUGGAUGGAAGGUAAGUUAAUAUGCUUGGCACAUCGCCAUGGGGCCCCGCCAAGCUGAAAAAAGUCCCUAGGCAUUCAUGCGUGAACUUAGGCCGCGGAAUCUGCACUCGGCAUCACGAGUUACGAUUUUCGUUCACGACAUCCACCUUUUGAUUGAGGUUUUUCAUUCCUUCCUCUGUCUCCACCACCUCCCCAACCUUACUUCAUCCUCCUUCACCACUGCUACCUGCCAUCACACUUCCAUCUCCUUAUUCGUUCCUCUCUUUUUGUUGUUUGCUGCCGUUCAAAGAGGCGUCUGCUAUAUCGUACGUGAUGCAACACGGACCGAAUCGAACGAACGAAUCUAUACAUGGAUAUGGUCAAGAUGCUCAAGACUUGCUGCGUCUCUUCGCCAGGCCAAAUUUGUCCUAAACCUUUAAAAUCGGUAUGGAUUUCCACAUAAAUUCGUGCCUGCUACGUAGACCCAACUUGUUUGUCAUAUAUUAAAAGCGAAUUUGAUUUGCUUUCCAUAUUUUUAUAAUGAUUCGUUGACUUAAUUGAGUAGCUAGUAAAUAAAAGUGAUGGCAUUUUAUUCAAGACUUUACUUCACUUAUUUUAAUUCCAUUUCCACAAAUAAAUGCAUGGUUAACCUAAAUGUAUCUGUACACAAUGUGCAAAUUGUAUUACAAUAAUUUUCCACAUUAUUCAAUUUUGUAUUCUUUCCAUCAUGACCAAUUAUUUUUCUCUCUUAAUGUACGCGAUACCUAAAUUUAUAGCUUCAAUUUCAUCAUCAGAAGGUGGUUUUCUACUAUGCGAUGGCGGUAAAUCCAAGUCAGACAAAUUACUCAAUGAAGCACCACCCGAUUUUCCAGUAUUUAAAGGUUUACCCAAGUUCUUCAUCAUAUAUCUGAACUGAAUACUAGGAACCCUUUUGGACAUUCUUUUCGAUUUCAGAUUUUGCUAAUAUUUUUGAUUGCACUGAAAUGUUCCCACUUGAUUCCUGAUUGACUAAACGAA
Agrilus planipennis (emerald ash borer) is the source of this 1551-nucleotide messenger RNA. RefSeq lists its product as uncharacterized. NCBI's taxonomy places the organism in Eukaryota, Metazoa, Arthropoda, Insecta, Coleoptera, Buprestidae. The coding region runs from base 633 to 974 and encodes 113 amino acids. The transcript is spliced from 2 exons. The record is from RefSeq and is a predicted model, not a curated record.